This is a messenger RNA of Benincasa hispida (wax gourd), 1460 nucleotides long. Its product is annotated as alpha/beta-Hydrolases superfamily protein. The record is from RefSeq and is a predicted model, not a curated record. NCBI's taxonomy places the organism in Eukaryota, Viridiplantae, Streptophyta, Magnoliopsida, Cucurbitales, Cucurbitaceae.
UUAAGUCAGCAACUGAUAUUUUACGAAUUUUCUGGUCCGUAUUGAAAAAUGAAAAUUUCAUUCAAUUACUUCACUUUCACGGUCUCUACACGGCAGUUUAGACUUUAGAAUUAGUGUCGUGAGCGGCGGAGACUGGCCCUGAAAACGGGGUGCGGUUAAUCCGUUUUUCCGUUCAAUUCCGGCUUCCAAUCGCAACCCUAAACCCAAAUUCCUUUUCAGAGAUGAACCAACAAGAACAAGAACAUCCCAAAUUCUUCCUCAAUUAUUGGGGCAACAUCCCUGAGGAAGAUUAUUUCGCAUCUCAACGAAUCAAAGCCUCCAAAUCCUUCUACACUUCCCCUCGCGGCCUCAAGCUCUUCACUCGUUCAUGGCUUCCUCUUCCUCCCACCCCUCCUCGAGCUCUCAUCUUCAUGGUCCAUGGCUAUGGCAACAACAUCAGCUGGACCUUCCAAGCCACUUCCAUCUUCCUCGCUCAGAUGGGUUUCGCUUGUUUUGCUCUUGACCUCGAAGGUCAUGGCAAAUCUCAAGGCCUCAAAGCCUUCGUUCCCAAUGUCGACUCCGUCGUUCACGAUUGUCUCUCCUUCUUCAAUUUCCUCAAACUCGACCCCCAAUUUCAAGGUCUACCUUCUUUUCUCUACGGCGAGUCAAUGGGCGGUGCAAUUUGCUUGCUGAUUCAUUUCGCUGAUCCGAAAGCGUUUGAUGGUGCCGUUCUCGUCGCACCCAUGUGCAAAAUCUCUGAUAAUGUGAAACCCCAUUGGCCGAUUCCUCAAUUUCUUACGGCGGUUGCAAAAAUUUUUCCCACUUUGGCGAUUGUUCCGACGGCGGAUCUGUUGGAUAAAUCCGUCAAGGUAGAAGAGAAGAAAAUUGUGGCGGAGAUGAAUCCGAUGAGGUAUAGGGGAAAACCCAGAUUGGGAACGGUGGUGGAGCUUCUUAGAGUAACAGAGUAUUUGAGCCAAAGGCUGAAGGAUGUGAGUCUGCCAUUCAUCGUCCUCCAUGGAAAUGCGGAUGUUGUUACAGAUCCGAAUGUGAGCAAGACUUUAUAUGAAGAGGCGAAGAGUGAGGACAAGACGAUCAAGAUUUAUGAGGGAAUGAUGCAUUCAAUGUUGUAUGGGGAAACUGAUGAGAAUGUAGAAAUUGUUCGAAAUGAUAUUCUUUCUUGGUUGAAUGAAAGAUGCAGGACAGGACAAAUGUAGAUGAUGAUCGGAAUUGGUUACAUAGUGGAUUUGAAAUUGUUUGGUUAUUUAAAUUAUGUUUACUUUCUUGAUUUUGUGCAUAUCCAAAUGUCUUUUGCUUUCGAGAAUUAAGAGUUCUGUUCUGGGAAUUUUAGUUGCAUUUGAUUAUUACAUUAUUUGUAGAAAGGAUAUGAUGAAAGCUUUAACUAAGGCUUGUGGUUCUGAUGACUGGAGAUUUUUUGUUCAUUCUACAAUGAGUUCGAUUGCUCUGCAUUUUUCGUUUGUAAA